This is a messenger RNA of Saxophila tyrrhenica, 3483 nucleotides long. RefSeq lists its product as uncharacterized. Gene Ontology annotation, cellular component: site of double-strand break; nucleus. The record is from RefSeq and is a predicted model, not a curated record. Gene Ontology annotation, molecular function: protein binding; nucleic acid binding. The transcript has 2 exons. The coding region runs from base 1 to 3483 and encodes 1160 amino acids. Gene Ontology annotation, biological process: DNA repair; proteasome-mediated ubiquitin-dependent protein catabolic process. Lineage: Eukaryota; Fungi; Ascomycota; Dothideomycetes; Mycosphaerellales; Extremaceae.
AUGGCCUACCUAGCCCCCAUCCACCGUCCCUCUUCCGUCCGACACGCCCUCAACCUCUCCUUCACCAGCUCUGAUUCCGCUGACCUCAUCAUCGCCAAAGCCAACCGCCUCGAGAUCUGGUCCCCCUCCCCCGCCAACCCCUCCGAACUACUACACGCCCACACCAAAACCGUCUACGGCAAAGUCACCCUGCUCGAGAAGAUUCGUCCUGCUCAAAGCCCUACGGACCAUUUGUUCGUCGGCACAGACCGCUACCACUACUUUACCUUAUCCUGGGACGCUGACCGGAAGGAACUGAAGACGGAGCGAGCAUUCACCGAUGUAGCGGAGAAGAGCGCGAGGGACAGCCAGACGGGCGACAGGGUACACAUCGACCCUACUUCGAGGUUUCUCGCGUUAGAAUGCUAUGAAGGUGUUAUUACCGUUCUGCCGAUUGCUCACGCUGGGAAGGGCAAGCGGAAACAGAGUGUAGGAGCGCCUCAAGAUGUGGGGGAGCUGGGCGAGCCGAUUCCAGUGCGGAUACCGGAGCUGUUCAUCAAGAGCACGUGUUUCGUGCACAAGCGGCAAGCAGGGCCGAAGCUGGCCAACCCAGAGAUGGCGAUUCUAUGGGAGGACAGUAGUAGCGGGAAGAUGAAGAUCAAAGUGCGGGAGCUGGAGUAUAGCGCUUCGCUGCGGCCGCAAGAAGAGCCUGGUUCGGCAGAGCUGGAGAAGGGGAAGGACGUGGAUGGCGAGAUUGAGGUGGGUUCAGGGUUUCUUAUCCCGCUGCCUCCGCCUAUGUAUGGCUUCAUGGUCGUUGGAGAGACAAGAGUGGCAUACGUAGACGAGUGGGAGUAUCAGGUAACACGGACGGAGCCUUUGGCGGAGGCGACGGUAUUCGUGGCCUGGUGUGCGGUGGACGACCAGCGGUAUGUGCUCGCGGACGACUACGGAAAGAUGUAUCUUCUGCUCGUACAGCAGAACGGACAGGGCGAGUACGCAGGACAUCGCAUAGAUGCGCUUGGGAUGACGUCGAGGGCUUCGACUCUGGUAUAUGUGGACGAAGGCAGGGUGUUCGUUGGAAGCCAUCAGGGCGACAGUCAGGUGAUUCAGAUCUCAGAGGAUAAGGGGCUGGAGGUGCUGCAGACGUUCCCGAACAUUGCGCCUAUACUGGACUUUACGGUCAUGGACAUGGGCAAUCGGUCAUCAGAUGCACCGGUCAACGAGUUUUCGAGUGGCCAAGCCAGGAUCGUGACCGGCAGUGGAGCUUUCAAGGAUGGGAGUCUGCGAUCAGUGAGGUCUGGUGUGGGCUUGGAAGAUGUUGGAAGUAUCGGGGACAUGGGUGCGCCUGUAUCCGAGAUCUUCAGCUUGAAGAGCGGUGCAGGUGUGCAGGGUGUGGACACGCUUGUUGUGAGCUUCGUCUCGCAUACGAGAGUGUUUGCAUUCGACGCUGAAGGCGAGGUGGAAGAGGUUGAGGAUUUCAGAGGAUUUCAGCUGGGCGAAAGUACAUUGUUCGCUGGGUCCUUGGACGACGGAAGAGCAGUGCAGGUCACGAGCUCUGGCUUGAUCCUCUCAGAGGCUGAGGGCGGCGUAGUGACGGAUAGUUGGCGGCCACAGAGCACGCAGAGCAUAACUGCUGUGUCGGUCGAAGGCACCAACGUUCUGGUCUCCCUAGGCGGCGCUACGCUCACUGUCCUCGAUGUCUCGGGUUCGAGCGUCAAGGUACAAGCACAACGGGACUUUGACGCAGCAGAGCAAGUCUCAUGCAUCACGACUUCACGAUGGGUUCCCAAUGCCGCGGUGGCCGGCUUCUGGAAGGACUCGCGCGUCUCUUUCCUCAACCUUCAGAAUCUUUCUACCAUCGUAACAACACAAGUUGCGGAUGACACCUCCACAGACUCAACAAUCGCGGUUCCCCGGUCUCUGGUCAUCGCCAACAUCCUCCCGCAACAGCCAGCAACCCUCUUCGUCGGCCUCGCGGACGGGAAUGUCAUCAUCUACCCCAUUCCCGAAGACCUCACUUUCGCCAAUCGCAAGAGCAUUAUCCUCGGCACGCAGCAACCCAACUUCGCCCUAUUACCGCGCGGCGAUGGCUUGGAAAACGUCUUCGCGACAUGCGAGCAUCCUUCUCUGAUCUACGGCGCGGAAGGUCGCAUGGUCUACUCAGCCGUGACAGCCGAGAAUGCUGCGUCCAUCUGCGCCUUUGAUAGUGCGGCAUAUCCGAAUGCUAUCGCGAUUGCGUCAGAUGAUCAGGAGCUGAAGUUAGCUGUCGUCGAUGAAGAGCGUACGACGCAUGUGCAGACGCUUCCUGUGCACGAGACCGUGCGGCGAAUUGCCUACUCGCCUGAUCUAAAGGCUUUCGGGUUAGGCACGAUCAAGCGGACGUUAGAGGCAGGAGAGGAGCUGGUCGAGAGUCAUUUCAAGCUGGUGGACGAGGUAGCUUUCCAGGAGCUGCACAGCUAUGCGCUUAGACCGGAUGAGCUGGUGGAGUGUGGGAUGCGGUGCAAGCUGGACGAUGGUGUUGGAGGAGAGGCAGAGCGGUUCGUGGUUGGGACUUCUUUCUUGGACGAAGCAGCUGGUGAUGCUACGACGGUGAGAGGGAGGUUGCUGGUGUUUGAGGUUACGGAGAGUAGAGAGCUGAAGUUGAUUGCGGAGAAGGCGUUAAGAGGAGCGUGUAGGUGUUUGGGUAUGGCGGGGAGUGGGAGGAUUGUUGCUGCUAUGGUGAAGACGGUCCUGAUCUACUCAUUCGACUAUCAAACACCCAGCACACCCUUCCUGACCAAACGCGCCGCCUACCGAACUUCCACCGCCCCCAUCGACCUCGCUAUCACACCUUCCGCACACAAUAACUCCUCCACAAUCGCAGUCACCGACCUCAUGAAAUCCGUCUCCCUCCUCCACCAUUACCCCAAUCGCGCCGGCGCACCCGACACUCUGGAAGAAAUCGCCCGCCACUUCGACACCCUUUGGGGCACCGCCGUCGCUUGCGUUGCAGAGAACACUUACCUCGCAUCGGAUGCUGAGGGCAAUUUGACAGUGCUACAACACGACCUCAACGGCUUUUCUGCAGAGGACCGGCGCCGCUUACGUGUAACGAGCGAGAUGUUGCUCGGAGAAAUGGUCAACCGCAUCCGCACAAUCACCGUCCAACCCACGCCCGGCGCCGUCGUGAUCCCGCGCGCCUUCCUCGCCACAGUCGAAGGCGGCGUAUACCUCUUCGCGCUCAUCGCGCCGGGGAAGCAGGACUUCCUGAUCCAGCUACAAGAGCGGAUGGCGGAGGUGGUGCAGAGUCCGGGCGGCGUUCCUUUUAAGAAAUUUAGAGGUUUUAGGAGUGGUGUUAGGGAUGCAGGGGAGGAAGGGCCGAUGAGGUUUGUGGAUGGGGAGGUCAUUGAGCGGUUCUUGGAUUUGGAGGAGGGGAGGCAGGAGGAGGUUGUAGAGGGGUUGCCGGGGGGGAUGGGGGUGGAGGAUGUUAGGGGGGUGGUGGAGGGGUUGAGAGGGAUACAUUAG